AUGGGGCCCUGGGCGGAGAACGCGCCCCCUGCUGUUUCCCGCCGCGUCCGGGCUCCUAGAGACCGCUGCAUCGUGCGCCCCGGGUGGGAUGCGGGCCGGAGUACUUCCUGGCAGCCCGUGCAUCCACGCCCCGCCGCUCCCCGCUCGCCCUUCGAGCGGCGCAGAGCCGGGGCCGCGUGGACUGAGCCGGGAGCAGCCACCGCCUCGCGAAGCAACCCCGAGUCCGCGGCUCGGCGCACGGAGGGAGCGCUGGACGCCGACGAGCUGCUGCCGGCGCGCGAGAAAGUGGCUGAACCCCCGCCACCCCCGCCGCCGCACUUUUCAGAGACUUUCUCGAGUCUGCCGGCAGAGGGGAAGGUGUACAGCUCAGAUGAGGAGAAGUUGGAGGCCCCAGCAGGAGACCCAGCAGGAAGCGAGCAGGAGGAAGAGGGCUCAGGCGGUGACAGCGAGGACAGCUUCCUGGACAGUUCUGCAGGGGGCCCAGGGGCUCUUCUGGGACCUAAACCGAAGCUAAAGGGAAACCUGGGGACUGGCGCUGAGGAGGGGGCACCAGUGGCCACAGGGGUCACCACCCCUGGGGGGAAAAGCCGAAGGCGGCGUACAGCCUUCACCAGCGAGCAGCUUCUGGAGCUGGAGAAGGAGUUUCACUGCAAGAAAUACCUGAGCCUGACAGAACGCUCCCAGAUCGCCCACGCCCUCAAGCUCAGUGAGGUGCAGGUUAAGAUCUGGUUUCAGAACCGCCGGGCCAAGUGGAAGCGCAUCAAGGCUGGCAAUGUGAGCAGCCGUUCUGGGGAGCCCGUGAGAAACCCCAAGAUUGUGGUGCCCAUACCUGUGCAUGUCAACAGGUUUGCUGUGCGCAGCCAGCACCAACAGAUGGAGCAGGGAGCCCGGCCCUGACGGGGCUCCUGGGGUCCGGAAGGCAAAGGAUCUGCACCUGUCCUUGCCCAAGACUCACUGGGUGCUGCCCACUAGAGGGGCCUCGUGGACCCUGCUCCGGGAGAGGUCAGCUGUGCUCCCUGGAUUGCAGACAUGAGUGUUUGGCCUGGGACUGUUCUGGA
Molecule: messenger RNA, 1058 nt
Organism: Myodes glareolus (Bank vole)
Lineage: Eukaryota; Metazoa; Chordata; Mammalia; Rodentia; Cricetidae
Gene: Gbx1
Product: gastrulation brain homeobox 1
Biological process (GO): regulation of nervous system development; regulation of transcription by RNA polymerase II
Cellular component (GO): nucleus
Molecular function (GO): RNA polymerase II transcription regulatory region sequence-specific DNA binding; DNA-binding transcription factor activity, RNA polymerase II-specific
Source: RefSeq, a predicted model, not a curated record